AGGGACAGCUGAGUUGGAAGGGGAAAGUGUUUUACUUGAGUGUGUGUGUGUCUCCCCAAGGGAGGUUUGGAACAUUCUGGUGGGGAAAGUUUUCAGCUCUUCUAAAGAUGCAGAGAUGUGAGAAUGACAACCGCCCUUUCAAGCAAAGGAAAAGUUUAGCAACUCGAAUGCGUGAAGCGGAUGACAUCCAGAACAGAUAUCCAAACAAGAUCCCGGUAGUGGUGGAGCGCUACCGGAAGGAGAAGACCCUCCCCCUGAUGGACCGGACAAAGUUCUUGGUUUCACAGGACCUAUCCUUGUCUCAGUUCGUCUUCAGCCUGAGAACCCGUCUGUCCCUGACAUCCACCCAGGCCUUCUAUCUGCUGGUGAACAACAAGAACCUGCCCAGCCUGAGUCUGACCAUCUCUGAAAUCUACCGUGACAACAAGGAUGAAGAUGGCUUCCUCUACAUGACCUAUGCGUCUCAAGAGAUGUUUGGUCAUGAUGGUUGUGGCCCAGGCCAAUGAAGCCAUGCCAUGGAAGCACUGCGCAGUCCUUCAGUCCCUUCUCUCUCUUUUUUUAAAAAAACAACAACUGCUCUUUUGUGUGAAUGGCAUGGGGGAAUACUCACAUUGGGCCAGGCUCUGCUUUUGUGGCUCUGUCCCUGAGACGGCUUAACUACCUUGCAUUUGUAUCUGUCUGAAAAGACUCCUGGGUGAUGUAGUGCUUGGGGGUCAUGGACUCUUACCAGCUCAGCAGAGUCACUACUCUAAUCCACUGCCAGCUUAUUCUUUUUAAACUAGCUUUGUUCCUCUAUCUCUUUUCUCUCUUUUUAAAAAAAAAGCUUCACUUCAUGUUUUGCACAGAACAAGUCUGACUUUUAACAAAGCUCAUUGGCCUAGUAGGGGAUCUGGAGGGUUUCACUAUUGCAAGUUUUAACUGCACAGCUGUUUAGUUACUGCAUCUCUCUCUCUUUUUUAAAAGUCCCUUGAGGCUACAAUAAAGAAAUAAAUGGAUUCAAUAUACUCA
Molecule: messenger RNA, 1008 nt
Organism: Hemicordylus capensis (graceful crag lizard)
Lineage: Eukaryota; Metazoa; Chordata; Lepidosauria; Squamata; Cordylidae
Product: microtubule-associated proteins 1A/1B light chain 3C-like
Exons: 4
Coding region: 108-506 (132 amino acids)
Biological process (GO): autophagosome assembly; macroautophagy; autophagy of mitochondrion
Cellular component (GO): autophagosome membrane; cytosol; autophagosome
Molecular function (GO): ubiquitin protein ligase binding
Source: RefSeq, a predicted model, not a curated record